CAAUUUUCAAGCCCUAUCAGUUCUCUCGCUUUCAACCAAGAACCUCCCCGUCUCCUUCUCAAACACCACCAUGCCCGUCGCCAUCGUCACCGGCGCCUCCCGCGGCAUCGGCCGCGCCAUCGCCAUCCGCCUCGCCUCCGAUGGCUUCAGCGUCGUCGUCAACGACAUCGUUCCCCAAAAGUCCCUCAUCGACGAAGUCAUCGCCGAGAUAAAAAAGGCGGGCCACGAAGCCCACGGCGUCACCGCCGACGUGAGUAACGAAGCGCAGGUGCAAGCCAUGGUCGACGAAACCGUCGCCAAGUACGGUGAGCUCAAUGUCAUCGUCGCGAACGCUGGGAUCCUGGAGACUUCGACGCUGCUGGAGAUGACGGUUGAGAAGUGGGACCGCACAUAUGCGAUUAACACGCGCGGCGUGUUUCUGUGCUGGACGAUUGCGGCGAAGCAGAUGAUCAAGCAGGGACAUGGUGGGAAGCUGAUUGCUGCGUGCUCGAUUUCGGGGUACCGGCCUUCGGGGAAGGCACCCGCGUACUGCAGUUCCAAAUGGGCGGUUCGAGGGUUGACGCAGACCGCGGCGCUGGAGUUUGGGCAGUAUGGGAUUACGUGCAACUCGUACUGCCCCGGGUCCGUGAAGACGGAUAUGAGUCGUGUGUUUGCGGAGAGGUUGGCGGCGGAUAAGGGGCUCAAGGAUGUAGAGGAGGUGUAUAAGACGAGCUCGCAUAGGACGAACGCGAUCCAGCAUGAGCUGUUUCCGGAGGAUAUUGCGGGUUUGGUGAGUUUCUUGAGUGGGAAGGACAGUAAUCGGAUGACGGGGCAGAGCAUCAUUUGUGAUGGGGGGAUUUACUUCUCAUAAGGGUACUAUCAUUUCUGAUAAAAUGGGAGGUACGUGAGAUCCAAAGUAUUUAAGGAUAGUUCCGGCAGUCAUGUAGAGCAUUAAGCAUCAUAAGAUACCAG
Molecule: messenger RNA, 951 nt
Organism: Mytilinidion resinicola
Lineage: Eukaryota; Fungi; Ascomycota; Dothideomycetes; Mytilinidiales; Mytilinidiaceae
Product: acetoin reductase family protein
Exons: 1
Coding region: 71-850 (259 amino acids)
Molecular function (GO): oxidoreductase activity, acting on the CH-OH group of donors, NAD or NADP as acceptor
Source: RefSeq, a predicted model, not a curated record